ACCACCGCCCGCCGCGGACCGCUGUCGCUGCCGUCGACGACGACGACGACGACGAGAGAGAGCAUACACUCUCGGUUAACGCACGGCGCGUUAUGAUCGCCUGAUCAACGAAAGGAUAAUUCGGCAUCGCCGCUCUGCCCGUUAUCGGGGCCGGAUGCCUUCGCCAUCCGUAUAUGGUGCUGUGGAAAAAAACAGAGCUCGCACCAGACGAGGAAUAACAAUUGUCAUCGCGCGAGCGCGGAUUUUGAGUGAGGAGCGCGCGAGUGCGCGCGUGCAGGUGUUUGUUUGUGUGUGAGUGCGGGUGCACGGGAUCAAUCCAUCGGAACCGUCUAUAAAUUAUCGUCGUUGCCUUUACGCCUUACGUUUUCCUUCUUGGAUUCCUCUCCCUUUCCCCUCUUUCCCCGCCGUCCCUCUUUCCGUCGCGCGCGGGCUGACCAUCGGUGGAACACCCGAGAGUGCUGAGUGCCCUCCUGGUUUUUGCGUUGUGGACCGCGCGCGCGCGAGAGUGGUGCCAAGCAGCGUGAGCCGUGAGGUGAAGUUACGCGUCACGCGUGUGCCUGUGGUGCAGUCCGUCGGGCCCCGACUUGAGAUGCCGUGGCUGUUCAAACUACGGACUCGCGAUUAGUUAGGGAGGUAACGUAAGUGAGUGACGACGUCACGAUGCGCAUGUCGCUGCCGCUGGGGUUAGUGCUUGUGGCAGCAGUCACGCUGCUAGCAAGUGUGAAUGCUAACGCGGGGACUUACCUACGCAUCGACACGGACACGGCCACGUCGUCGUAUCACUUCGGAACGAAGGAUCGCGAUCAGGUGAUAGCCGGGAUGGAGGCCAGCCUGCUCUCCCUCCUGGGCUUCACGAAGAGACCGAGGCCGCAAGGUCGAGUAUACAUCCCGAAAUCGCUCAGGGAUCUUCACGCUCGUCAGAACGCCAUCGGUAUCGCGGAUAUCGCGAAGCCGGGUAUUCACGCGAGAUCGGCCAACACCGUUCGUUCGUUCCCCCAUAUUGAGAGCGAUCUGGACCACAAGUUCCAAUCUCCAAACCGUUUCCGAUUAUCCUUCAACCUAAGCAGGAUACCUAGCGGCGAGAUGUUGCAGGCAGCGGAGUUGAGUUUAACGCGUGUUGCGGUGGCGGAUGUCGAAAAUGUAAGCGCGGAACAUAAACGUGGCCGGAUACUGGUGUACGACAUAAUACGGCCCGGCGUGAAGGGUCAUAGCAAGCCGCUAUUGCGGCUGAUAGACAGCAAGGUGAUCGAUGCGACGAAGAACGCCACGAUUAAUCUGGAUGUACAUCCAGCCGUGGUGAGAUGGAUAGAGAAUCAUCAGGAUAACCACGGGCUGCUGGUGCACGUGACUGGUGCGCUAGCCCGUACACGAGAACACGUGCGACUGAGACGGGCCGUCGAUGAGCACAAGGACGCGUGGGUGGUGAGUCGGCCGAUGCUCUAUACGUACAUGGACGACGGCCGUUAUGAGAUGGCAUCCGCGAAUCAGAUACUGGACCGACGGGCCAGGCGAGCCACCCUACGGAAGAAUCGGCGGAAGGACGGCCGCGAGAAUUGCCGGCGGCAUCCGCUCUACGUCGACUUCGCGGACGUCGGCUGGAACGAUUGGAUCGUCGCGCCGCCCGGAUACGACGCCUUCUACUGCCACGGUGAUUGCCCGUUUCCUCUGGCGGACCAUCUGAACUCGACGAAUCACGCGAUCGUGCAGACCCUCGUUUACUCAACAAAGCCGACAAUGGUACCUAAGGCGUGUUGCGUGCCAACCGCGCUCAGCUCGAUAUCGAUGCUUUAUCUAGAUGAGGAGAAUAAAGUAGUGCUGAAAAACUAUCAGGACAUGGCGGUCCUUGGAUGCGGUUGCCGUUAAGACAGCACUAUUUUUAUUCUAUACGAUCAACGUAAUCAUUGGUCGAGCAAGAUAAGUUGAAGUAUUAUCUCACACAGCGCCAUGUCUGAAAUCGGAACAUAAGACGUCUAUUUUUUUUAUUUUGUACGGAUUUCCGACCCAAUUAGAUGAAUUUAUCGCACAGGUCGUAGUAUUAUGCGAUAAAUUUGUGUAUUUGACUUCUUUGGGGAACAGAAAUCAUACGAUGUCGACAGUUAAUACCUUUCAAAUCGACGUUUGUCUAACGCCAGGCCUUAUGCCUUUUUAUAUCUUAAUCAGCCCUGACUUAACAAGAAUAUCAUUUAUACACAUAUUGAAGCGAUAUUGCUUCUUGAGUGAAGAUACGUAUUAGUUCUUAAUCAUUAGAUGGAGCGAUGUUCUUCUUAAAUGUAGGAAAACCACACAGUGUACAGGUGGAAUCGAAUUUGGAUCCACAGAUCACGCGAGUCGACCGCCCAGAGCGUAAAGCCACUUCAACUCUCUCCAUGAGACGUCUUAUGUCCCGAUUUUGGACAUGCAUGUUGUCUGAGAUUAGGGGUACGGUCAACGAUGUUAUAAAUAUUUUGAAGCAACUAAUCUUUGAUUAGUCAAUUUGUAAAAUUCUUUCUUCAAAGCAUUUAUAAAGACUUGGAUCGCACCUUAGGACAUGGCGGUCCUGGAUCAUGGACUGACGUUGAGGCUCUUGACUACAUCAUACGGUCUCAUUUGCUUGCACGCGAGACAUAUUGGUCAGUAGUCAUAAUUCUUAUUUCAAGAUCGUCUUAGUAAUGUUUUUGCUAAUGUUUCUGUAAUUGAUUUAUAACACCUUGAGACUGUAUUUAGACGAUCUUAAAUAUAACAAUCGACAAUGAAUACUGGCCAUUUGAUGUCGAAA
Atta colombica is the source of this 2755-nucleotide messenger RNA. RefSeq names its product protein decapentaplegic-like. Gene Ontology annotation, cellular component: extracellular region. Lineage: Eukaryota; Metazoa; Arthropoda; Insecta; Hymenoptera; Formicidae. Gene Ontology annotation, molecular function: cytokine activity; growth factor activity. Gene Ontology annotation, biological process: SMAD protein signal transduction; BMP signaling pathway. The record is from RefSeq and is a predicted model, not a curated record. The transcript is spliced from 3 exons. Bases 661 to 1863 code for a protein of 400 amino acids.